Molecule: messenger RNA, 2686 nt
Organism: Trichogramma pretiosum
Lineage: Eukaryota; Metazoa; Arthropoda; Insecta; Hymenoptera; Trichogrammatidae
Gene: nuf
Product: rab11 family-interacting protein 4A
Exons: 11
Coding region: 670-2265 (531 amino acids)
Biological process (GO): endocytic recycling; regulation of cytokinesis
Cellular component (GO): recycling endosome membrane; cleavage furrow; midbody
Source: RefSeq, a predicted model, not a curated record
UGUGCUGCUGACUCUCUCGAGCCUCUCGUGCCUGCGUGAUGGGCCAGUGGUAGCGCGCUCGUAUACCGGACGAGUUGUAUAUGCUUUGGCAGAUACAUACACGUUAAAAUAUCGUGAUUAGAUAGAUAAAUAAAGUAUACCUGUGCGCGCCCGAUGGCAUGUAUUAGACGCGUUGCUGCGCUUCGUACGAAUACCUCGGAGAGUGCCAAGAGUGCGAGUAGUGUGUGCAGUUGGCCCGAUGUUGUUUCGUUGAAAAAUUAGAGUUUCCUCGUUGUUGUCGUUGGUAAACGAGCCCACGUACCUCGACUUGUCAAGUGUACCGACAGUAUCUCCUCUGCAGAGGCUGAGUCACGACGACGACGACGACGACGACGACGACAGUGGCAUACAUAACCGUUACAAAGAGUACUCAGUAGGAGAAGGUGUAUGUGUGUGUGAAUGAGUGAGUGAGUGAGCAAACCCGUCCGUGUACAUGUAUGCACGUAUGAGUGCUUAUCGCGUGGAGGAGGUAAAAAGGAUCAGUGGACAGCAGCAGCAGCAGCAGCCGAGGAGGACACCGUGUACAUAAGUGGAGUCUCGGCCUGGUAGUAGUCGUAGUAGCAGCAGUAAAGAGGUGGUGGAUGGUGUGAGGCUGAGGCAGGUCGCGCGCAAACGACGACGAGGCGAACGAUGGUGAGCUCACGCUCGCCUCACGAUUUCAUGCCGGCAGCAGCGCAACAGCAGCCCACAUCGACGUCGAGCGUCGAGUCCUCCUCCUCCUCCUCCUCCGCUCUGCAGCUAACGACCAACAACAGUGUCGAUUCGACCUCCUUCGACAAUGGCAAUUUGGAUGGCCAGCGGAAUGUUUCGUCGACGUGGGGCAUAACGCACAGCGAGCCCAGUUCACUGAACGCAGCCCCGGACUCGAGCAGCAGCAGCGGCAGCAGCGUCAGCACGACGACGGCCACGACCAAUGAGCAGAGAAAUCAGCGAAUCCGCACCAACGUAGUGCAGGUGGGCAAUCUCGCGGCCGACGACGAGGAGCGCUUCGAGGCUUUCGGCGAUGCCGUCGACGCGAUAGAGGCCGACUCGCCGCAGGGUAGCGAAUCGCCCGCCGCGUCGCCGGUCGCCGGUGCCUUCAGCAGCAGCAACAACAGAAAUCCGCGGAGUCCGAACUCAAUGCUACUGAACAGAAACACGUGGCUCAGAACUUCGCUCGGACGCGGGCCAGCUGCUGCUAGCAGGAAGCGGCUGAGUUCCAAUGCCUUAGCUAGUCAAUUAUACAGAAGCAGCAGCUUCAACAGUUCGGGCAGGGGAUCGAUUUGCGACGCGGCCGACGACGUAUACAGCGACGUCUCCCUCGAGGACGAUGUCAUCGACCUGAAUCACCGAGUUCAAAUGAUCCAGGAACAGAUGAGCGUACUCGUCGACACGCAGUCAGCCGGCGAGGAGAGGUACGCCCGGGUGAAGCAGGAAAAUGCCACGCUACAAGCCAGAAUACUCAUGCUCGAGGAGGCUAAUCGCGAGGUCGAGACCAGAGCUGAGGAAAGACUCGAGACGGAGCAGCGACGCCAUCGAGAAUGGGCCAGUCGCAUGGAGCGCGAGCGCGAGCUGCAGCUGGAGAACGCGGCGAUCAAGCUGCAGUCGGUCGAGCUCGAAGCCACGAGGGCGCGCGACGAGACGCUGCGACUGCGCGAGCAGCUGGACAAGGCGCGAGCCGAAAAGUCGCGGCUGGAGACGAGCCUCGAGGAGGCGAAACUCGACGCCGACCGGGCCAAGGAGGCCGAGAGACGAGCCGUGCUAGGUCUCGCCGAGGCCAAUCGCGCCCUCAAGCAUGCCGAGGAGGAGCUGGCGCUGCGAGUCGAGCACGAGAGGAGAAUCGAGGACAUGACGAACGAGCUCGCCAAUCUUAGGAUAAGAAAUAAGAAUUUAGAAGAAUCUCGCGAUGAGUUGCAAGCCGCUGCAGCUGCGCUUCAAGCAGGCCGGGAAUUAUUGUUGCCAGGCGCACAGGAUCCCAAUGACAAUAUGAUUAAUCGAAAAAAGAGCCCGAGUCUUGCCGCUGAAUUACUGCUGACCGGGUCCGCCCACGAUCAAGCCGAUGGUACAGAUACCGGCAAAACUGGAAGUUCCGAUAUUUGCGAUAAUUUCACCACGUUGGCUGAAGCUAAACAGGCUUUGAAAGAGCAGCGUGAAGUGAAUACCAGGCUGCGCUCGUACAUCGACAACAUACUGCUGAACAUCGUCGAAAAUUAUCCGCAACUAUUAGAAGUAAAGCAGCCACACUGACGCAGGAUUGUCGUUCCGUCCUUUCCGGCGUUGCACUUACCGAACCUCGUGAACGGCGGCGCCGAAAGACGGAACAUCGUCAAAAAAUUAUCCGUAACGAAAAAACCGGUCCACGUGAUAAUGGCCACGAAAACUGAUCAUAGCUGCGGUCAUAACCACGAUGAGAACGACUGCCUGGGCUGUCCGCCUCAGAGUCGUUAUUAGUUAUUAACAAAAGUGAAUUAAUAAAAAUGAGGCAUAAAAACUAAUUCAUAUUAGUUUUGUUAGUUCAGUGGAGUAUACAUAAAGUAGCCGACAACUGUGAUGGGACACGAACAGGAGCUUCGUAAUUUUAUUGUACAUACUGCAAUUUUAAUUAAGCAUUACUGAUAUUAAUGUUUUAUCGUAAGCGUCCAAUAAAAAAGUUCUAUUUUUCAACAGA